This is a messenger RNA of Striga hermonthica, 1293 nucleotides long. NCBI's taxonomy places the organism in Eukaryota, Viridiplantae, Streptophyta, Magnoliopsida, Lamiales, Orobanchaceae. The record is from the annotation of a GenBank genome assembly.
AUGGAACUGCUGGUGCUGCCUUUCCCAGAAGAAACCGCCGGCGACAUUGCCUCUACCAAGCGACCCAAAGAAAUGCUCUUCUGCUGUCGUGGCCUAGCCUUAGGAGUGCAACAACCUGCUUUGUAUCCCGGGAAUUCUAAACGGGAUAAAAACGGGAUAUUCUCGCUAAAAAAGGGAAACCGGAAAAACGGGCGGGAAACACCUCAAACCGUUUUCGUCCCGUUACCGUUUUUAUCCGUCCCGUUACCGUUUUUAUCCGUCCCGUUCCCGGAAAAAAACCAAAAAUACGAAAACGAGCGGGUCAAAUAUGGAAACGGUUGCGGGACGUCGACCUGCAGAUACCUACUGCAAGUCUUGUCCACUCGGGUUCAAAAUCUUGAGAAAGGAGUUGAGUUGGACUGCCAGUGGGUAGAAUUUGAUGAUGUCCGCUACCACAUUCAGGCAUCUGUGAAGAAUCCAAAUUUCGUCCUGCUAUCACUUUCGUUACCAACUCCACCUCCCGAAACUGUAUCUUUUGGUGGACUCCCUGAAGUAGCUAUAGAAGCAAUAAAAGCAGCAUACGGUGUUUUUCUACAGAUUCUUGAUCCGCCGAGGGAUGGUUUUAAUCUCACAGUGAAACUGAACUUAUCCAAACUUCCACCAGAUGAAGAGCAUAAGCAAGCACUCCUGGUUAAGAUUGCCUCGAUAAGAGAAGUUGUCCAGGGUGCACAAUUAAGAGCAAUUCUAAAGCAGCUUAUCACGAGGGGUGCUAAAUCUAAUUUGAACCAACCUGUUUCCAUUGUUCAUCGGCCAAACGAAUCAUUUUUUGUUGUAUCUCAGGUAGAUAAGGUAAUUGUCAUUUUCCCCAUGCGGUUCAGGGAUUCUGUCGAUACUGUUCUUGCAACUUCUUUCUUUCAGGAAUUUGUGGAAGCAAGGCGAACUGCUGGGCUAAACAGUGCCCCUCCUUGUCAUUGGUCUGCUUCCCCCCCUCAAGAAUUAGAAGGAGUUCCUGAUGAUGCAUUAGCAGCAAACUCGGGAUUUAUCAGCUUUGUAAUAUUCCCUCGCCACGUGGAAGGCAGAAAGCUUGACAGAACUGUUUGGAGCUUGACAACAUUUCAUGCUUACGUUAGUUAUCAUGUCAAGUGCUCAGAAGGUUUCAUGCACACCCGGAUGAGACGCCGUGUUGAGUCACUAAUAGAGGCUCUUGAUCGUGCCAAACCUGAUGCAGACGAGUCUGAGAAAAAAAGGGUCCAAAGUAGAUCCUUCAAGCGACUGAGUAUCAGGGAUGGACAGGGCAGUUUCAAUUCUAGAUGA